CGUUACUUUUUCAUGAAAUUCGCUUACACAGAAAUGAAGCGGCAGGUUGGUGUAUGUGUGGCCAAGUUGUACUGCACACAUCACGCAAAUAAAUGGAAUAAAUAGUAUGAUUGAAUUAACCGUCAGAGAGUUGGCAGAAAAGUUGCUUACAAAAGUCACAACGACAAAGCUACAGCUGGGAAACUGCUUUUCACAGCUACAAAAUGUUGAAUGCUGGCAAAAUAUUUGGAAGCUACAUUGGAUCCCUGAGUGGACGAAGCUGCCUGCGGGGAGUGCACCUGAAACGCCGUGAAGUCUAUUUGCAAUGUUUUCGCAUCCUGGGAGUGUGCGAGGGUGCGGACCAGAACACCGUGCGUCAGGCGUACUUGGAUUUGGUGAAACGCGUCCAUCCGGACUCUGGGUGCGAGGAGGCCAGUGCCGAACGCUUCCAGCAGGUGGACGAGGCCUUCAAGACGCUGCAGGAGAAGUUCGCCAAGGGUCGCCGCAACAUCCAGGAGGACGAGGAGCAGGCCAUGGAGUUUGACAUCGAGCACACGGCGCCACAGCACCGACAGUUUCUGUCCAACGAGGGCAUUGGCGUGGGCACACCCUUUCAGCGCCAGAAGCAGUACCAGCAGGUGCGCGCCAUGAAGGCCCAGGAGCGUGUGCUCGAGCAUCGCAUUGAUAAGGCGGCCGCCGGCGACAGCACGCUUAUGUCCAAGGAGGGAAAUCACUUUCGAAAGCACGCCAUUAAAACCAAAUACGGCAUCGAUCGUGUGGUGGAGGAUCUCAUUCAGGAGUCCAUGUCCAAGGGCGAUUUCAACAAUCUGAAUGGCUCCGGCAAGCCGCUGUCCUCUGCUCAGUCGCAAAAUCCCUACCUUGACUUUACCACACACAAACUGAAUAGUAUAAUGCUCGACAAUGGCUUCAUGCCAGAAUGGAUCACGCUCAGCAAGGAGAUACGCGAUGCCCGGCAGCAGCUGUUGCAGAAAGUGCGCCUGGAGCGCAUCUACUACGGCGAUUGGCCACUUCAGCGUCCCGACGAGCAGGACGCCUGGCAAAGGUUCAGCCUGAACCUAGAGCAUGAAGUGCAGGAGCUGAACAAGCUGAUUGACAAAUACAAUCUGAUUGUGCCCAUACUCAAGAAUCAAUUCUUUCGCUAUCGGCUGGAUCGCGAGGCGCCAGUUGUGUUUAAGGAGGCAACUUUGAAGCGGAACCAACAGCGCCCUGCAGUCGAAUACAAAGCGAAGGAUGAGCAGUCGGAAAAGCCAUUGAAGAGCUUGAUAUCCGAACUUUUUGCGCGUCUCUUGUGAUACUAAAGGAACCCCCCAACCCGUGAUAUUAGUGUGUAGAAAAUCGUUGAAAUACUUGGAAUAAUU
Molecule: messenger RNA, 1358 nt
Organism: Drosophila guanche
Lineage: Eukaryota; Metazoa; Arthropoda; Insecta; Diptera; Drosophilidae
Product: dnaJ homolog subfamily C member 28
Exons: 2
Coding region: 204-1292 (362 amino acids)
Source: RefSeq, a predicted model, not a curated record